UCGUGAGCCGAUGACAUCACAAUACGACUACCGCUCCAUCGUACCAGUGCUAGCUCGUUUUUCUCUCUAUACCUUUCGAGACAAUCUUUUGUCCUUUACCCGAAAUCGGACAUCAAACUCUGCCAUUUACAUUGCCUCAUUGUCAUAUUUCCAUCUCUGUUCUUGUUAUAUGUGUGCAUUCUACCGUUAUUAACUCUUUCAAAAAGAGGAUUUGAUCUUGUUAUCGCCAUCCUCCUUCUACUCAUUUUUUGCCCAUCUAAGGAGCAAAUCAUCUCGCCUCUUCAUCUUCAUCAUCUCACAUAUUUUGCCCAAAUCGAAUCAUCAUGCGUGAAUGUAUCUCAGUCCACGUCGGCCAAGCCGGAGUCCAGAUCGGUAAUGCCUGCUGGGAGCUGUACUGCCUCGAGCACGGGAUCCAACCCGAUGGCAAUAUGCCCAGCGACAGCACACUUGGAGGUGGUGACGACUCCUUCAACACCUUCUUCAGUGAGACUGGAGCUGGCAAGCACGUCCCCCGUGCCGUCUUCGUCGAUCUUGAGCCAACCGUAGUCGAUGAAGUCCGCACUGGCGUAUACCGUCAACUCUUCCACCCUGAGCAGCUGAUCACCGGCAAGGAGGAUGCUGCCAACAACUACGCCCGUGGCCACUACACCGUCGGAAAGGAGCUGGUUGACCAAGUCUUGGACAAGAUCAGGAAGCUGGCGGAUCAAUGCACAGGCCUUCAAGGAUUCCUGGUAUUCCACAGCUUCGGUGGUGGAACUGGCUCUGGAUUCACCUCUCUGCUGAUGGAGCGUCUCUCCGUUGAUUACGGAAAGAAGUCCAAGCUUGAGUUCUCCAUAUACCCGGCUCCUCAGGUUUCCACUGCCGUCGUCGAGCCCUACAACUCAAUCCUGACAACCCACACUACCCUUGAACAUUCCGAUUGUGCUUUCAUGGUCGACAACGAGGCUAUCUAUGAUAUCUGUCGUCGCAACCUCGACAUCGAACGCCCCACCUACACUAACCUUAACAGGUUGAUUAGUCAGAUCGUUUCCUCCAUCACCGCUUCUCUGCGAUUCGACGGCGCCCUCAACGUUGACCUUACUGAGUUCCAGACCAACUUGGUGCCCUAUCCACGUAUUCAUUUCCCUCUUGCCACCUACGCACCAGUCAUCUCUGCUGAGAAGGCCUACCACGAACAACUGACAGUUGCUGAGAUCACUAACUCCUGCUUCGAGCCCGCCAACCAGAUGGUGAAGUGUGAUCCCCGUCAUGGCAAAUACAUGGCCUGUUGUCUUCUAUUCCGCGGCGAUGUCGUCCCUAAAGACGUUAAUGCUGCCAUUGCCACUAUCAAGACCAAACGCUCCAUACAGUUCGUCGACUGGUGUCCGACUGGCUUCAAGGUCGGUAUCAACUACCAGCCACCGACCGUCGUACCUGGUGGCGACCUUGCCAAGGUGCAGCGUGCCGUCUGCAUGUUGAGCAACACCACCGCUAUCGCCGAGGCCUGGGCCCGUCUCGACCACAAGUUCGAUCUGAUGUACGCCAAGCGUGCUUUCGUCCAUUGGUACGUCGGAGAGGGUAUGGAGGAAGGGGAAUUUGCCGAAGCUCGUGAAGAUUUGGCAGCCCUCGAGAAAGACUACGAGGAAGUCGGAGUCGAUUCCAAUGAUGGCGAAGAGGAAGAAGCUGAAAUCGAAGAGUAUUAAAAAGUAUACUAUAUGUCGCAUUCUUGAAUCAUAUUUCUUCUUGCCGAUAUGUAUCAUUGCUUCGGAAUAUGUGUUCUUUGUGGCAGCAUUGUCAUUGCCUUUUAUUUGCUCGGAUCCCAACGUGUUGCUAUUCAGCUCCAGGUCGAUUGAACAAUGAUGAUUCAGUAGUAGGGCAAGUGAUCAUGAUGUUGUUAGUCUUCUCAUAACUUAAGAUUGAAAGAUAUUUUUCAAAAACCCUAGAGAUUCAAGACAAUGAUCAAGAAUAUACACGUAGAACCACCAUCAAUGAAUAAAUUCCGGCCCCAGGUCUUACAAAGAGUUGCGAUUGAUUCGACCUGAUAGGUCCAUGAUUCGAUCAACCGCAACUGCGUUAAACCGCGCAGCUUACUAGUAGCCACAAAAUGUAUAUGUCUUGACAAAUUAGCGUGCUUGACAUUGAUCGACUUCAAUAGUUGAGACUGAUUGGAUAAAUCACAACUUUCUGUGAGACGGGGUCUAGGAAUAUUCGAACAGUCGAAAGGUGAAACAAAGAUUCAAGGCGAGUCGUGGUCUGUCUAAAAGCCGUGAUUCUAGUCCAGGCCUGAGUCAAGGCCCACCUAGGACCCGUUUCAUGUAACUUGUUAUACUACCAAAUUUGCAAUAACAGUUUAAAAGCUACUGAAAUCCUUUAAUCUGAUUGGCUGAUGGUAGGUUUGUUAUAGAAACUGUGCAU
Lytechinus variegatus (green sea urchin) is the source of this 2394-nucleotide messenger RNA. Its product is annotated as tubulin alpha-1C chain-like. The transcript is spliced from 4 exons. NCBI's taxonomy places the organism in Eukaryota, Metazoa, Echinodermata, Echinoidea, Temnopleuroida, Toxopneustidae. Bases 324 to 1682 code for a protein of 452 amino acids. Gene Ontology annotation, biological process: mitotic cell cycle; microtubule cytoskeleton organization. The record is from RefSeq and is a predicted model, not a curated record. Gene Ontology annotation, molecular function: structural constituent of cytoskeleton; GTP binding. Gene Ontology annotation, cellular component: microtubule; cytoplasm.